Hevea brasiliensis (rubber tree) is the source of this 1735-nucleotide messenger RNA. RefSeq lists its product as uncharacterized. Gene Ontology annotation, cellular component: nucleus; cytoplasm. Gene Ontology annotation, molecular function: RNA binding; pseudouridine synthase activity. Bases 221 to 1570 code for a protein of 449 amino acids. The transcript has 15 exons. NCBI's taxonomy places the organism in Eukaryota, Viridiplantae, Streptophyta, Magnoliopsida, Malpighiales, Euphorbiaceae. The record is from RefSeq and is a predicted model, not a curated record. Gene Ontology annotation, biological process: mRNA pseudouridine synthesis; tRNA pseudouridine synthesis.
AUUAUAACCAUUACACCUUCUUUAAACUUGAAUUAAUUAAACCAAAAUAAUAUAUUUCAAAAUUUAAAUUACACCAAACGACACAGUAUUAGCUGAUUCUAAUCAGACACAACUAGGCUAUGGUCUGUAACCAUUUCUCUUCUUCCCCUGGCAAGCAAAGCCAACUAACGGAGUGAAGAGCGCUGCAACCGAAGACGACCGCCACGCAAACCAAUCAACCAUGUCACAAAAAGUAGUAGUAGAAGAAGAAGCUGUGAUCAAUUUGAAAUCCCAAAUAGCUUCUCUCGAAAACAGAGUCAAGGAAUUGGAGGCUGAAAAUGCUAAAUUAUCCGCUCGACUCUCAAAUUGUCGCUGCAAUGAGACAGAGGAGAAGCUUGAUGGAAGAGAGAGUGGGGAAGUAAAUCCUGGAGGGCAUGAGACUGCUAAAAAGAAAGCAAGAGACAAAAUUUCAGGUUAUGACACAAGUACCAUGAAUCACCAUCGAAGGAGAUUUGUAGCUUUAAAAAUCAUGUAUUUUGGUCAAAGGUUUUAUGGUUUUUCUUCAGAAGGACAGAUGGAUCCAACUGUUGAGUCUGAGAUUUUCAAAGCUCUUGAAAGGACAAGGCUUUUAAUUGGUGACAAGAAGGAGAUACAGUAUUCUCGAUGUGGUAGAACAGACAAAGGAGUUUCUGCAGUUGGACAAGUGAUUGCUUUGUUUUUACGAUCCAAACUCAAGGACAUUGAUGCAAACAACAAAAAUUCAGGGGAAAUUGUUUCAGAAGAGCAUGAGCAUAAUGAAGGAGAAAUUGAUUAUGUGAGAGUACUGAAUCGAGUCCUUCCAAACGAUAUUCGAAUUGUAGGCUGGUGUCCUGUUCCAAAUGAUUUUAGUGCAAGGUUUAACUGUCUCAGUAGGGAGUAUAAAUAUUUCUUUUGGAUCGACAAACUCAAUCUCUUCGCUAUGGAGAGUGCAGGCAAAAAAUUUAUUGGGGAGCAUGACUUCAGAAACUUCUGUAAGAUGGAUGCGGUGAACGUGCACAACUACAGGCGGCAUAUAACCUCAUUUGAAAUUUCUCCAUGUAAAAUGAGGUUUGAAGACAAUCAACUUUGUGCUAUAAAAUUAAAAGGUAGUGCUUUCCUGUGGCACCAAGUCCGGUGUAUGGUUGCUGUGCUAUUUAUGAUUGGCCAAGGUCUUGAAUCCCCCAAUGUGAUAGAUGUAUUGCUGGAUAUUGAUAGGACACCAAGGAAACCCCAAUAUCCCAUGGCCUCAGAAAUCCCGUUGGUUCUUCAUUCCUGUGAAUUUGAAGGUCUCAAGUUUACAUGUUCAACAGAUGCUGAGCAAGCUCUGCGCACUCACUUGGAGAAUGAAUGUCAGCUAUACCAACUCCAAGCUGCUAUCUUUCAUGAGGCUCUACUCAGCUGUUUGCCUUUGUCAAAUGAUGCUGAAAUCAAUUCUGACGAAAGCUCAAGGAAUGGAUGGAAUGGAACAGACAAAAAGAGAGCCUCACAUGUUCCUCUCAUGUCAAGGCCGACUGAACCAUCUUAUGAAGAACGGCGCUCUAAACUGGAAAAUACGAAGUCAAGAGCUCGUUAACAUACGGAAAGUGUUUGUUUUCUGGAAAUUUUGCAGCAACUUUUUUAGUAUAUAUAUCAUUAUUUAAUAUUAUUUUUGUUCUUCUUGACAAGCCAUGUCAUUGGUAAUAUUGCUUUGUAAGUUGAAAAAUGAAUUCUUUUAUAGCCUAGACAAUGUUUCCAUGCA